UUUGCAUUUAUAAGUGUCAAAAAUUUCAUUUCUGCACAAUUAGUUUUCACUUUUUAGGAGGUUGCCUCUUCAACCAUAAUAAAACCACAACCAAUAAAUAAUAACUAAAUGGCAACCUUUUUAAUUUCAAUGUCUAUUUUUUGUUGCAACAGAAAAUUAGAAUGAACAGUUUUAUUUAUUUAUUUUACUUUUUAUUUCAGAAUAAUAGCUUCAAUAUCAUACAAAUACGUCUAAUAAUUUAGCUCUCUAUGAAGAAUAUACGAAAUGCGAAAAUAAAAUGUCUUUUUAUAGCGUGUAACUCCAAAAUAAUUGGCAUAGGAUUUAAGAAAGUGUAUGCAUGUAUAUUUUAGACACAGUCUAAUUUAGAAAUUAUAUUAUAAAUAAUUCCCAAAGGGUCAAUACUACAUCACGAAUUAAUUGGCGGAGAACCUGAGCGUACUCUUUACUUGGGGAACUCGUUACAGGAAAACCUCAUACAGAGGGAGGAAUUUACACAAAAAGAAAACAGUAUGGCUGCACUUGGAGCUCAUUUGAGUUCGGGUAAAAUAAAUUUGGGUUUGCUAAGAGACUGCUAUAGAAGAGAAUUUCUAGAAUGUCUCGAUAAAUGCCUUGGUACAAAGGCAUUGGUCUGGGAUGAUGCUUUAACUGGGCCAUUUGGUUUGAUUGCUGAGUACUCUCUUUUAAAGGAACAUGAAGUUGAGAAAAUGUUUCCACUGCGGUCAGCAGGUCUGCCACAGAGUAAUGUCCAGAACAUUGUGUUCAUCACAAGACCAAAACUAGAUCUUAUGGAGAUCAUUGCUCAGAAUAUUCUACAAGAAGAGCAAAAAGGAGGAUUCAGAAAAGAGUUUACUUUGAUAUUUGUUCCAAGAAAAAGUCUUCUGUGUGAAAAAAAAUUGAAGCAAAUGGCAGUGUAUGGUUCCUUGGCAAGUGUUGAGGAGUUUAAUUUAUCACUUAUUCCAUUUGAUUGUGAUUUGCUCUCUAUGGAGAUGGAAACAUCAUUUCGGGAAUGUUACUUGGAGAAUGACUUCACCUCGAUGUUCUAUGCUGCACAAUCUCUGAUGACAAUACAGAGUUUAUACGGUGUCAUUCCAUACAUCUUUGGUAAAGGAGAUUGCGCUAAGCACGUGGUAGACUUGAUGCGGCGGAUGAAGAGUGAGUUGAGUGGGAGCGAGGCUCAGAUCACCCCCCAGAUUGACAACCUGCUCAUCCUCGAUCGCACCGUUGACCUGCUCACACCAAUGCUCUCCCAGCUCACCUAUGAGGGACUCAUUGACGAAAUAUUUGGUCUCAAUAACACUAGUGUUAAACUUCCACCAGAGAAGUUCACGCCAGGAAACCAGCAGCAGCAGGGAUCGUCUGAUGCUCCGACAGAACUCAAGAAAUUCAUUCUCAAUUCUUCUGACGAACUUUUUGCCGACUUGAGGGAUAAAAAUUUCAAUGCUGUCGGGUCCAUUGUCAGUCGCAAGGCUAAAGUCAUCACAGCUGAAUUCGAUGAAAGACACAGUGCCAAAACAGUGGGAGAGAUGAAGCAUUUCGUAUCCAAACUACCACACCUACAGGCAGCAAGGCAGUCAUUAGCUAUACAUACGUCUAUUGCUGAGCUGAUCAAGGAGGCCACAGACCAAGAUGAGUUUAUGGAUUCUCUCCGAUGUCAGCAAGAGUUUAUAAAUAGCUUAGAAACAGAUAAAAUACAUCCAUAUAUAGAAGAGGCAAUAGCUAAACAAGUUGAUUUAACAAAGGUGCUACGGCUAAUAUGUAUCCAGUCAUAUUGCAACGAUGGACUAAAACAAAAAGUAUUGGACUUUUACAAAAGAGAAAUCAUUCAGACAUAUGGAUAUGAACACUUGUUAACUUUGAUGAACCUGGAGAAAACUGGUCUUCUUAGUCAGCAUGGCAACAGAACGUAUGCUGUGAUCAGAAAAUCUUUACGGUUGAUGGUGGAAGAUGUUAAUGAGCAGAAUCCUAACGAUAUCUCCUAUGUGUACAGUGGGUACGCCCCUCUCAGUGUUCGACUGGCUCAGUACUUGGCCAGGCCUGGCUGGAGAAGUAUUACAGAAGUUCUUAACCUGCUGCCAGGGCCCAAAGUGGAGGAGAUUCAACAAAUACCUGUCGGCCUAAGGAAAAGAAGAACAUCGAUCUCCUCAUCACAUUCCAGUACGGGAGAACAGAAAGUCACUCUGGUCUUCUUCCUCGGUGGCGUCACGUAUGCCGAGAUCGCAGCCCUCCGAUUCCUCGCACAGCAGGAUGAUGGUGGCACAGACUACAUCAUUGCAACGACCAAAAUAAUCACAGGAAAAUCAGUAAUCAAAUCAAUAACAGAUAAACUGGAAGUUGUCAAGUUAAAUCCAUUUUGAGUCGGAAUAAUUAUAAUAAAAGUUUGAGCUUCUUUGUGGACACAUGCAUCCAAGAGCUUCAAAUUAGUAUCAUACAGUGCUGCCAGAACUUAGCUUUGAAAUAUUCAAAGUUUGUGCUUUGUUGUGGAAACAUGCAUUCCACUGAUACAGUUCACUAUCAUACAGUACAGUACAGUCUGAACAUAAUUUGAAUAAUAUUCAGUUUGUUCUUUGUUGUGGAAACAUAUAUUGCUGCCAGAAAUGAGUGCUCCACUUUGACAUCACAAGUCCUACAGUUAGACAAAAAAAUUUAAUAAAACAAAAGUAAUUGUAAAUAAAUGUCAUUAUUCAGGAGAGAGAAAACCUGUCCGGUAUGAAUUAGUACUGUAUGAAUGAUCAGUGGUUAUUUAGUCAAUAUUUGAAAGCCAAAGACAUUCAACUGCGAGUUUACUAGUUUUAAUAUAUUUUACCCUUUUGUAUCCAAGCUACUCCAUUGACAUUAUUAGCUUGGUGUGAUGCUACAUGUACAUGUAAAUUAGUAUGUUGUAAAAAGAAAAGAAAGAAAGAAAUGUUUUAUUUAAUGACGCACUCAACACAUUUUAUUUUCAAUUAUAUGGCGUCAGACAUAUGGUUAAGGACCACACAGAUAUUGAGAGAGGAAACCUGCUGUCGCCACUUUAUGGUCUACUCUUUUCAAUUAGCAGCAAGGAAUUAGUAUGUUGUAAUACUGGAAACCAAAUUUAAUCCAGUAAUUUAAAUUAUAUAACUACAUGUAUUUACUCUUUCAUCCUUGUGCCCUGGGCAAGUUUUCUGGCACAUGUCUGAACCCAAGCACCUCUACCCAAUUGGAAACGCAUACCAAGUGUAAUAUUUAUAUUUAUUAAACUUGUAUAAAUAUUUAGUAUCUACAUAAAAUUAUUCACCGUUUUAAAAAAAUGUAGAUAUUAAAAAAAGGAUUAAAAUAUAAAUCACAAACAAUAUUUUCUUGAUUACAAGUACGUUUAGAUUUUCUCUGAUCAUGUACAUUUAGUAAAAUAACUGUUUUCUGCAUUAGUUUAAAUAUGUUCUGAUAAUUUUACCAAUUUAUUAUUUAUCAUGGGACAAUUUGACAACAGAUGUUUUAAAGUGUAUACUGGAAAAUAAUUUGGAUACUAUUUUAAAAGAACAAAUUGUUGGAAACAACUAUCCCGAGUUAGCAACCAUUGUAACAUAUUUCCAAAUAAUAAAUGCUUUUUAACAACUAAA
Molecule: messenger RNA, 3578 nt
Organism: Gigantopelta aegis
Lineage: Eukaryota; Metazoa; Mollusca; Gastropoda; Neomphalida; Peltospiridae
Product: vacuolar protein sorting-associated protein 33A-like
Exons: 16
Coding region: 510-2354 (614 amino acids)
Biological process (GO): intracellular protein transport; vesicle-mediated transport
Cellular component (GO): CORVET complex; lysosome
Source: RefSeq, a predicted model, not a curated record